UUGAAUGUGAUUCAGAAGAUAAAUUUUCUGAACUUGAUUCAGAUGAUUCUGAUUAUACACGUCAACAAAAAAAAGGAAAAUUCAAAGCAAACAAAAAUCAAAAAUCAGUAAAUAAAAUUCAUGAAGAGAUUGAUACAAUUCAAGAAAUGAUUAUAGCAAAUCAUGAAGAGUUAAACAUAAAUGGUAAAAGAAAAUAUAAUUUUGACAAUUUAAUUGAUGAAAAUGAGUUGUUUGAUGACAACAUAUCAGAUGUCGAAGAAGA
Dentiscutata erythropus is the source of this 262-nucleotide messenger RNA. NCBI's taxonomy places the organism in Eukaryota, Fungi, Glomeromycota, Glomeromycetes, Diversisporales, Gigasporaceae. The record is from the annotation of a GenBank genome assembly.